CCGCUCUUGCGGACUGAUGCCGUUCUUGCAAACUAGCAAGAUUCCUCUACUGCUGCCGCAUUUAUCGUCAUUGACCGUGCCUUUAGGUCAAUUUUGGUGGUCCAAAUGGUACCCCUCUUUUCAGCCAGGAUCACUGUCUUGAACCACAUGGACCUUUGCAUGGCCUUCCAAGGACUUCGGCAUGUUGCCGCAGAGCCAAUCAUUUGGCUCCAUUGUCUUUCGCGAACAACAAUGGGCACUACUAAAACCGAAAUGGCUUCUGCUCCAGGUGCGGCCCAUCACGAGGAAGCAAUUUCAAGAAUCCGUGAAGAUCGACUCGACCCUCAUAUCCGAGACGACCAUGGCGAUCCUCAUAGGGCUGCCCUCGAAGAUCUGGAUGAGAACAGAAGGGUGACCAAGUCGACAUGGGCUGCUGUUGGGUUCUUGGGGUUCACCUUCCAGCCCUCGCUGACGUUCACCAUUCUAUGUUGUUUCCCAAUCCUGGGCCCAAUAGCUAUUGAGCUGCAAGGCAAUACAGCAAAUGCUAAUUGGAUGGCCUCUGGGUGGUCACUAGCUGGCAGUGUCGCGUUCGCGAUCGCUGGCCAGCUUAGCGACUAUUUCGGACGCAGGUGGAUACUUCUCUUCUCCCAGGCACUGCUCAUCAUCGGCCAUAUCAUCGGAGCGAGCUCUCAAAGUGUUGGCCAAUCCAUCGGUGCGAUGGUAGUGGUUGGUUUUGGGACAGGAUCAUCCUUCGUGCUCUACCCGGGGAUUACAGAGCUGUUGCCGAACAAGUAUCGCCCACUCGGCCUCGCGUGGACAGAGAUGAACUUGUUACCAUUCAGUACUUUCGGUCCACUCAUCGCUCGUGCACUGCUACAAAAUGCCAGCUGGAGAUGGGUCUAUAUUCUAGGCGCUAUCACUGGAGUGAUCUCCUUUGUCGGCACCUUCAUCUUUUAUAUACCACCAACGAAGCCCCUCAGAGACAUAACAAGAAAGCAACUACUACUUGAACUGGAUUACGUCGGCAUCGCACUCUAUACACUUGGCCUCACGUUAUUCCUGGUUGGCCUGAACUUCGGUGGUGUCAGCCACCCGUGGAAAUCAGCCGCAGUACUCGUACCAAUGGUACUUGGAGCCAUUCUCUUUUGUCUCACGUUCGUCUGGGACUUCCUCGGACCAGUUAAGAGGCCGCUCUUCCCACUGCGUCUCUUCAGGAAUUUCCGGGACUAUACCUUCCUCCUCGUUAUCAUCUUCGUAACAGGUCUGGUCUACUUCAGUAUGACAGAUAUCAUGCCGGAACAGCUCUCCGACAUGUUUACGAGCGAUCCUAUUCGAGCCGGACUGUACAACAUACCGGGAGGUUUUGGUGGCGCCGCGGGAGGAGCCAUCAUUGGAUCCUUCAUUGACAGGAUCAAGCACGUCCACCUUCAACUGGUCUUCGGUAUCGCUACGCAGACACUAUUUGCGGGUCUCUUUGCACUUAUCACUCCAGCUCGCUUAGGCAUGACGCUGGCUUUCCAGUGUUUCGCUAACAUCCCAUUUGCAUGGAUUACAUUGUGCUGCUAUGUGUUAGUUCUUGCCCCCGUCCUGGACCAGUUCAAUCUGAAGAAGUUCCUAAUUAUAUAUAGGACGGCCUCCUUGAAUGUACCACAACGGGACCUUGGUCUUGCUCUAGGCCUUGUGGGCACUUUCCGCUUUCUUGGGGGUGCAAUUGGAACCACAAUCUUCACCACCAUUUUGAAUAACAAGGCCGGUACAAGUAUACCAGCGCACGUCAUCAAAGUGCUCACGCCUCUGCACGUCCCAGCUUCCCAGGUGCCUACCAUUGUCACUGCACUAGCCAAUUCUGACAGCGCAGCCCUCGCCAAGUACUCUACUGCGGUGGUGGACGCCGCAGUCAUGGGAAUGCGAUAG
Messenger RNA from Exophiala viscosa, 1893 nucleotides. Its product is annotated as putative major facilitator superfamily transporter. The transcript is spliced from 5 exons. Gene Ontology annotation, cellular component: plasma membrane. NCBI's taxonomy places the organism in Eukaryota, Fungi, Ascomycota, Eurotiomycetes, Chaetothyriales, Herpotrichiellaceae. Gene Ontology annotation, biological process: transmembrane transport. The record is from RefSeq and is a predicted model, not a curated record. Gene Ontology annotation, molecular function: transmembrane transporter activity. The coding region runs from base 106 to 1893 and encodes 595 amino acids.